CUUCCCAAGGCAGACUAAACAAGACCCAUACAAAGCCCAUGGAAGAAUUAUCCAUGUCUUUUUUCUUCCUUCCCUUCUCCUGUUCGUUGCCUUGCUUCCAUGUCUUUUCAUUUCUGGUUUGUUUUUUUCUUUUUCGCCCCCUUCCCUCUGGGUAUUUGCUUGUUUUGUAUACUCCAUAUUCUGUAGGCCCGAAUUUUGGGAGUAUCUUUCUUUUUCCGAUCACCCCCCUCCCUUCCUUCCCUUUCUAUGAUUUCUUUUUUAUUAUGCGGUACUUUGUAUGACCUGUUCUUAAAUGCCGGUCUCUGCAUCUGCAUCUACUGUGCGUAGUUGGUCAGUCAGUUAGUUACUGACCUGCAGGAAGGAAUUGAUGGUGGG
Molecule: messenger RNA, 375 nt
Organism: Aspergillus costaricaensis CBS 115574
Lineage: Eukaryota; Fungi; Ascomycota; Eurotiomycetes; Eurotiales; Aspergillaceae
Exons: 1
Coding region: 39-281 (80 amino acids)
Source: RefSeq, a predicted model, not a curated record